Messenger RNA from Pectinophora gossypiella (pink bollworm), 11980 nucleotides. It is a transcript of the gene mv, whose product is annotated as lysosomal-trafficking regulator. The transcript is spliced from 54 exons. Lineage: Eukaryota; Metazoa; Arthropoda; Insecta; Lepidoptera; Gelechiidae. The record is from RefSeq and is a predicted model, not a curated record. Gene Ontology annotation, biological process: intracellular protein localization. Gene Ontology annotation, cellular component: cytosol; membrane. The coding region runs from base 426 to 11150 and encodes 3574 amino acids. Gene Ontology annotation, molecular function: protein kinase binding.
CGCUCCAGUGACCGCGCGCCGCUCGCAUCGCAUGCACGCACGCGACAUAAUAAUAUGGUAUUAAAUAACCAUUAACAAAAUAUUAUUUCCAUAAAAACACUAUACGAUAAUUAAUUAGAGGCUACCACUGCAGAAUUCACAACAAAAAUAGGUAUUUUUCGGAGGAAAUAAUUUUCGUUAUCUAAUUGGAAUUACACUUUACUGUAAUUUUACUCAACUUGACUGUAUUGAGGAAGGUCUAUUAUCAGACCCAAGAUAUUUUAAACAAAGGCCAGGUCAAGCAUACCCUAAACCGGUGAGCAUGCAUGAAGACAGAUGAGUGGAGGCAGCAAAUGUGAUGUGUUAGGAUCGUUGUAAGUGGAGUUCGGGAAAUAGGCGUGAUUACGUAGAAUCUACUGGAUGAGCUUAUAAGUCAUCGCGCGGGCAUGGCGGAAGAAGACUCGCUGAAGCUGUACUGGGACCACUUCUUCAAAGCAGAGACAGGCACUUAUGAGAAAUCAACAUGGUUGGAUCUGUUCCUGGCGGAGUUCCUGAUCCGCGUGAACGAAGGUGCCAAACCGAAGGAGUUGAUCAAGUUUUGUCCGGUGAGCGGCGUGGUAUCGCUGGUGGGGUGCGAGCUGCUGUGCGGCAUCCAUCGCGUGACGUCAUCCGUCAGCGCGCACUGCUCGCCGCUGCCCACGCUCGACGCCGCCGGCGCCGGCGCAUGCUCCGGGAAGGAGCCAGCUGAUACUACCACCGCAGGGUCGGAGCCAAAGCCGGAGGACCCGCGGCUGCUAUCGUGUAGCGCGCUGACGCGGGCCACGGCGCAGUCAGCCGCGGACAUCCUGCGGCAGUACCUGCUGCGGGGCGCCGCCUGGCGCUGCCUCGUGCUGCUCACAGCGCUCGGAGUCGAGGGCCUGUCGUGCUGCCGCCAGCUGAGCUCGGUGCUGACGUGGGUGUUCGGCGAGCUGCGCGGCGCCGGCGCGGCCGCCCGCGGCCCGCCCGCCGCCCGCGGCCCGCCCGCCGCCCGCGCCCCGCAGCGCCCCGCUCGCGCCCCCAUGCACCUGCUGUUCUCAUACAAAAUCUGGUCCAAACAGAAGCAAAGCGGCAGUCAAGGAUCGAAGAGCAGCUCCAUACCGUCCUCGGAAAAAAGCUCCGCUACGGGACGAUCUCGACACCCCAACCAAACGAAACAAGACUUAGAAAGCAAAAGCAAAAGGAAACAUAGUAAACACAGCGAACAGUCCAGCGAGACCGGAGACUCAAACGAGGACUUGCAGGUCCUUAACAGAUCUUUAGCCAUCAAAGUGUGCACGCCCAACGACGAGUUCGAAUACUUCAAUUCUCCUAUUAAGUCUUCAAACGAAUACUCCAAUGAACCUGUAUACGGCGGCCCUUUUUAUACGCCGCGGAAAGCCAAACCUAAAGCAGACGAUUAUAUGAACGAUAAACAUAGAGAAAUUAUCAAUUCCGAAAUCACUACAUUCGAAUUUACGUUGCUCAUUAUAGACUUGUUGCAGGAGUUAUGUAAGACUGAGAGUAGUUUAUCAGGGUCGGAGGGAUCACAGAUAUCCAUGCAGUGUAUCAACUUUUCUCUCAGAAACCUGUGUUCGCUGCAGUUCGGCUCGCUGCCCCAAGCCGUGCAGUACGACAGCGAGGAGGUAUCAACAAUCAAAGUAGCCCUAACAGAAUUACUCAUAGUUUCCCUAGACAAAGUCCUCGUACAUUCCGAUUUAUGUUCUAAGUUGAUCAAUAACGGUAUCUUGCCGAUGUUAUUAAGAAUAUUAGAAGAUGUUGUAUGUAAAUCUAAUAAUAAAUAUAAUGCGAAAGAAGAUCAAAAAUGUGCCAAAGAUAGCGAGAAAGCAAAUAAGACUGAAUCGGACAACUUGCUCAAAUUCGUGUUUGGUGUGGGGUACUCCAUAACCGCGUUCUUCCACUGUCUGCUGAUGCAGUGCCGCUCGGUGGACAAGCUCAGGGCGUUCACUGAUCAGUUCAAGUUAUACGGAGAGUGCCUCAAAGGCGGCUUGCUCAAAGAGUGCAUAGAGGUAAUGAUAAGGAUACCAGGCGAUGAGGAAGAAAUUGUGAUAUUGAUUAAGAAGUUAAUAGAAUCUAUAGGGAAACUAAUUGUUGGUAUGAAGCGUAUUCGGAGCGAGGUCGUACACUCCGCGGCUUGCCCGAGAACUCGGCAUAAAGUGUGUCGCCAGAGAGUGGCGGCGGGGAUGCAUCACCACCACGAUAUACUCGGAGAAGCAGGCACUGGACUGCCAAUAGCUUCUUCAUGUUGUAUAUCGGUUUUGUACGGCACUUUAACCUCAUUAGUAACUGAUGACGAGGUGUCAGCGCAAUCGGUACUGAGGAGCAAAAUUCUUCGAACGAUGCUCAACUCUGGAGUGUGCUGUUGUUUCUCACCAGGAUUCCUCAUGGAAAGUAUCGUCCGAUUAAUGCUAACACACAACAGCGUAGCGACGUUAUGUCUCCAAGUCCUAGAACACACAGUGUACGGGGAGCUAGGAGCGAGCGUCCUCACUCCUAAGGUUACAGAUCAGCUGCCGUGUUCCAUAUGUGAGCCCACUGAUGAUAAGAGAGAUUUGGUGAGGAAGUACUGUCCUCAUGGCGUCAGUCCAGUUGAGAGGAAGAGCGUCUGGUCAUUUCUAAUACAUUAUAACUCGUUGCUCCAACUAGACAAUCACAAUAACGUGCUGCACGCUACAGUGAGCCACUUGUUACGUGUCACACCAAAAUGCCGCAUGGAGAUGAAGUAUGAGUUACUGUUCAGUGUGGUGUAUCCGACCUUCAUUGUAGCAAAACACAGGUACAUCAUAAGGAUGGAAGAAGCCGCAUAUUUCCUCACGGUUUCCUGUCUCAACAUAUUUGCAAGCUUGCUAAACACAGUAUCUUUUGCUGAACAGUUCAUCCAAAAAGGAGGACUUAGUUACGUAUUAGAAUUAGUAUCUUUAUCUGAAUUUUCAAAUCAGUGCUGCUCGAUACUUGAGAUCGCAAUUAUUGUAGAGAUCUUCAAAUUGAUGAAAGAAAAUUCGGACAUGACGUAUUUCAGGGAAGUGAGCUCUCUAGCAUCUGUUCAGAUGUUGUUUAAGUCGUUGAACGAAAUGACGGAUAAAUGUUAUAAAAUCUACAAGAUCAAAUUACCAGAAGAGAAGUACGAAGAAUUGUGCGAUGUUACUAAAGAGAGAGAAGCUUUGGCGUUUCAACAGGUGGCACGUACUAGUAUUUCUUCAAGAAAGUUGUCCUCGCCGAGAGCAAUAAAAACUUCCUUUGCUUCGAGUGAGAAUGUUGUGGAGGAAUCUGUGGAGGAUUUUCUGGAGGUGUUGAAGAACGUGUGGACGUUUUGGAAGUCGUGCGCGGGGCUGUGUUUGUACAGUCCGUUGUUCCGGCGCUACGUGGCCAGCGAGCCCGCGCUGCUGGACAGCUACGCACUGUUGAAGCUGCUGCUGUAUUAUCUGUGUAACUGCGAGUGCAGUCAACAAGAGAUGAGGAUCCUCAUCAAGAUCGUUGAAGCCUUACUAACUGUGCAAUUUGCUGUUACUGAUGUGACAUCAGGGCGAUCUAAGGAGACGAGCUGCGGCAUAGUCCGGAGCGCCUUAAGCGGCGGCGCGGCGCUGCAACAGGCCGACGGCGGUGGGGGCGGAGGCCUGCGCGCGCUGUGCGAGGCGCUCAUCCGCGUAUGUGUGGCUGCGCCCUCGCGUGACCACGCCAUGCCACGACAGCGACAUGCUAAGGUGCCGCCGCUAGGAUGUGAGUCGGGCGCCAGCUCGCCGGGCGGCUCGUCGAGCGAGGACAGCGCCAGCGGGCCCUACGCCAGCGAACACAGCGAGCCCGCCAGACCAGACCCCGGAUAUGAGGCGGACGUCGAAAUCGGCAAGCUAGAGUUGCUCUCACUGGAGAAGUCUCGCAAGCUUUCUGGAUUGUCCGUUACCAGUAACAUUCCAGGGUACACUACGCUGGGAGAGUCGGUGGAGCUAGAGUGCGCCGAGUACAGCAAACAGGGAGAGUUCGCGCAUCCUGAGCUGUGUGUCAUAGUUGUGGACAUACUCACGCAGCUUAUACAGAAAUUACUGAAGUCCCCCCAAGAGGCGUCGCAAGGCAGUCCGCAGCGUGCGACGGCGGCGCUGGCUCGCGCGUGCUGCUCCCGGCUGUGCGGGGCGCUGAGCGGCUGCGGGGCCGCGCCGCCGCUGCUGCUGCCGCGCCUGCUGGCGCCGGCCGCUGCCGAGCUACUCACCAACGCCGACCACCGGCUGCAAGACCUCCAGCGCAGCAUCUUAGAGCUGAUCCACGUGGUGGCGUCUCAGAGCAUCACGUCCACAGAGCUGGGAUCGCUGCUGCGGCUGUUCACGGCAGACCGGCCGCCGCUAACCCUUCUGCUGACGGCUCUACAGCGGCUCGUCAACACUGCGCAACCCUGCACGCCUGAUUGUAUACUUAGCUUUCCUAUUGAUUGUAAAGAUACAGAUAAUAAGCAGCUAGCAGAAGAGUUGAACUACGUAAUGAUAAACAGCGCGACGUCACAGAGUCAACAAGCAGAGAACUACGCUAAAAUAUUGCAAGAAUCACAUAAGAGAGCUGGAGUGGUGUCGCCGUGGUCAGUGAGCGCGGUGCGCUGCGGCUUGUGCGGCGCGGGCUGGGCGCCGUGGCUGCAGGGGUUCGCGCUGCUGCUGUGGCUGCGGCCCGCCGCCGGGCCCGCGCGCCGCGGCGGGGACUGGGACACAGCAGACGAAUGGCAGAGUGAGUCCCAAGAGACGGAUGCCAACAAACCCCCUCCCAAGAAGCCGCCGCCAGAGACGCAGCUGUCACACGUCCUGUCAAUCGGGCACGACUCACUCAUGCUGGAAUUGUGGCUGGAUACUGGCUGCGGUUCGCUGACCCUCCGGUUGUCGCGGCCGGAGCCGGGCGCCAACAAGCUGGUGUCGGAGGCGCGCGUGGCCGACGCGCUGCCGCCGCACCGCUGCUCCUGCCUGGCCCUCAACAUCUCUGAGCGUGUGCACAAGCGCCGGAUUCAUAUACAGGUCACAGUUUUCGUGAAUGGACUGGAAAUUGAAACUGUCUCGUUACCACUACAAGGUAUUCUAGUUCGCAAAGUGACGCCCACGCUUGUGCUGGCGGGCGACACGUCGCGGCGGCGCGGCGGCGGCGCCUACCACAUGUCGCACGCGCACGUGUACCGCGCGCCGCUGCUCUCCGCCUACUGCGCGCUGCACCUCGCCGCGCACAGCCCCGACCACUCCUGCCAGGUGCGCUGUGAUGCUCCAAAUUAUCCGCUGGUGCUUACGCCCGAAGUGUUAGACUCCAAUAUUGACUGGGACCAGGUGUACGAAAUAUCCAGCACAACACUACGAGAACUGCACGAGAAUCUAUUGUUAACAUUCUCAGCGCACGCGCCUAACAUCAUGAAUCUCUACCACCAAACUGUAUCUUUGCCCACUGUGUUCGCGGGGCGCGUGGCGUCAACUGCGAGUCUGAUAGGCUCCCCUGGCGGCGGCGCCCCGGGCGGAGGCGCGUCCGUGCCCGAGGCGCUGUACGUGACGUGGGCGGGCCGCCCGCUGCCCAGCUCGCACCGCGGCGUGGCGCCCGCCCUCUACAUGCUGGGCGGGCCCACCGUGCUGCUCUAUCUGUUUGCUAGGGUGGUAGAAUUAGACGGCACAGCAGAGGAGCAGGCGCAAGCCCUGUCCAUCCUGCUGCGCGUGUGUAGCGCGGACAACCGGCUGUACGCGGCGCUGUACGAGGGGCCCGCGCUCAACAUGAUGCACACCGUGUUCGCGUCCAACAAGUGUAUCAUGUCGCCGCAUAUGCUUAAGGUGAUAUUAGAUGAGGCGUGCAACCAGUCCAUACUGAGCACGAGCUCGGGCACGCUGGUGACGCGCGCAGAGGCGGCUGUGCUGGAGCCACGGCUGCUGCUGCUACUGCUGCGGGGCUGGAGGCAGCUUCACACCAAGCAGGAGCUAUCAUGGGAAGUGGAAGGCUCAAGUGGCAGUCGCGUCCAACAAGGAGGUUCCUUGUGGGCGCUGACUCUAUGCUGCCUCCGUAUGUUGGUGCGAGACGACAGCCCGCGCCGCAGCUUCAACCAGUACCAGAUGAGCCGGGUGCGACUGUUACCCACGCUGCUGUCCGCCUGCAAGGAACGCUUCCUGAAUUCGGAGUUCGGUCCACUGGAGCCAGCGGCUAGUAGCAGCCUAGUGGAAUUGGUGGGAGGUUUAAUGGGCUCGCCGCCUCAGCUGGACCGUCUUGUGCUGCUCUGUGACUUCUUGCUGCUCAUGCAUCAGGCAAGCGACACAUUCGUGACACACUCACGUGCCAACUUCUACUUCCUCCUGACGUCUGAGACACCAGAAACCAGCGAGUUCCAACACUCGUUCAAACGUCGCCCAUCUCGGCGCCCGCGCAAGAAGGGUAGCGACGCGGAACCAAGCUCCUCUAGUGUCACUUCAGAUGACAUAGCUAAUGAUAGCAGUGGAGUCUUGAAGGAGAUGGAAGACAGAAUCGACCAAAGUAGCGUCGAGUCCACUAAACAGAUGAAAGGGAUCAUCAAUAUGCAGAUUAAGGAAGGGAGAAAACAUAAUAUAUCAUCAACAUCAGAAAAUUCUGACGUUAAUGUCGAAAACCAGGGGAAAGAUUCUGCUUGCGGUGACAAGGAUGAAGCACGGGGCGUAGAGGGGACUGAGGGGAGUGAGCUUGUGGAUGCGGGCGCUGCGGGGACUGAUGCACGGGCUGAGACUCCAGUCAAUGACCCCGGGAAAGUUGGAACAAGGCCAUCAGGGCCCGAGCUCACAGAGUAUGUUGUUGUAGAUGUGGACGACAUCACCACCACCACCGUCGACAUGUAUUCCAGCGGUAUCUACCAUCAGCGUAAGAUGCGCGCCGGCGCGGAGCCGGGCUGGUCAGCGUGCGAGGGGCUGCUGCUGCUGCUGCGAGAUAUGAUCGGGCUGCUGCCGGACCUUACGCUCGCGCAGGCGGUGUCAGGUGCAAUACAAACAGAGGUGCUGAUAGUACUUGGCAACCACCAGUGCGCAAGAGUGCGGGCCGCCCUGGUGCGUGCCUUCGCCGCGCUGUGCCGCCGCGCCAACGCCGAGCUUAGUAAGAAGCUGCGCGCCUCGCACUACUACAUACAUCUCGCUAACCAGAUAUCGCUGUACCCAGGGUCAUGGGAGUUGGCUACUGCGUGUGCGGCGCUGCUCACCAAGUGUGAUGUCCCUCUUGAAGACCAGCUUGAUGACGACAUCUGGCUGGACAUGACGGAGGAGGCGAUGCUGCGCAGCCCACCGCUGCUGGCGCUGCUGCCAGGCUCUGUCCACGACGUGCCGCUCGCGCACAACAUCACGCUCCUUGUGUGCAGGAUUAUCGACAAGGCUUCAUUGAAGAUCCUGAACGAAGUAUCAGUAGCGGAGGUGGUGGUGCGAGCCAUACGCGGCGUGGGCCAAAUGGGCGAUGUUGACUUCGAAGGCCGCGAGCUGCUGCUGCAAGACUUGUUCGAGCUGCUCGCACGCAUAGCUGUCAAGGCCAACAGUUCGCAGCAUAGCAUGCAGACAGUGUACGAACUCCACCAUAUGUUAACGUACGUGGAGUACAGCAGCGCCGCGGCCGGGCAGCCCGCUGCGGCCCGCGUGGCGCGCGACGCCCAGCUCGCGCUGUUCUCAGCGGAGCUCGACUACUUGGAAGACAGGCUGCAUACUUCCUACACCGCGCACACCAAGUACGCCAACUACUUUACUACAGUACUAUCAACGGCAGUCUCCCUGGGCGUGGAAGCGGUGUCUCGUGCAGAACGAACGGAGCUAGCUUCACGGCACCUGGCCACUGUGGUGCGCGCAGUCAACUUCCUGCUGACGCUGUCACCGAAAGAGCCGGCCACUAGUGAGGCCGCGCUGGUGGACAGGCUGUUUGCUACGCUGCUACCUGCUGUGACCGGCGCAGCUCCAACCAGACCGAAAUGGUGGGUGGGCGGCGGCGCGGACUGGGUGUCUCCGCUGCAGGAGGUGUUCUGCUGGGCCGCGGCGCCGGCGCCGGGGGUGCAGCCGCUGCAGGGCGCGCUGCUGCGAGCCUUGUACAGGGCUCCGCCCGCCGCGCUGCAGAUGCUGUCGCCGCCGGACCCGCCUGCUAUGCGCAAGCUAGCAGUAUACCUUCUCACGAUGCUCAAACACAUCCACGCAUCAGCGGAGGCGGGCACAGCGUCUGUAGAGCUGGCGAUCACAGACUGGGCGCGCGGCUGGGCCGUGGGCACACAAGCCGGCCUGGCUGAGCGCGUGCCCAGCGACACUCUGCAAGUGGAAGCUGCUAGACUACUGGAAGCUGAUGAGGAGCGCUGGGCCAAGCAGGCUGCUAAACAACGCCCUGCGGUCGCCAAGGUAGUAUUCAGCAAAGAGGCCCUGGCUAACAAACUGACGGAGGGUGCAAUGUGCAUGACUCGUAGCGUAGUGGACGUGCAGAACGGAGAACGGAAGAGCUUCAUGCAGCAGCUGCGGCGCGACCACAGCCACGCCGUCGCGGCCACGCAGCGCUGGCAGCGCGCCGUCGAUGAGUACACACACGAACAAGCGGUGUGGCACGACCCCCGCAGCUACCCGGCGUCGUGGCAGCUGGACGCCACGGAGGGCCCGGGCCGCGUGCGGGUGAGGCUGCGCCGCGCGCACCUCGACAUACACCCGCGCUUCCUCAAGCCCUCGCAUCGACACAAGCUGGAGACGAUUCACCGCGGUCCACCGCUGCGCAGCGUGGUAGGCGCCGGCGCAGGGCUGCGCGGAGGCCUCGUGGCACGACUGCAGCUCAACGAGACAGUCUCGUACAUGGCGCGCGUCACCUACGUCACAGUUGCUAGUGAGACACCGGGCGAGCUGCUGCUCAGUGACAGAUGCAUACACUUCGUACCAGAAGAUGCAGAAGACGAGACUCAGAACCAACGGUCCUCAGAAUCCACCCAUAAAAAGGGCGAUAAGCGUACAGAAUAUUCAUCAGCACAGAGCUGGCCUUUAGAGGCCGUGGUGCAGGUGUGCGCGCGCCGCUGGUGCCUGCAGGAGACGGCGGCCGAGCUGUUCCUCAGCUCCGGCCACGCGCACCUGCUGGCCUUCGACGACGUGGCCGAGAGGACCGCCUUCCUGAAGGCGCUUAACGCCUGCCAUCUGCCCGGAAGAAUGGAGCCAGACACUCUAACGGAAGCGAUGACGCAAUGGCGCAACGGUCAGAUCACCAACUGGGAGUACCUGAUGCGUCUGAACAGCCUCGCCGGCCGCACCUACAACGACCUCAUGCAGUAUCCAGUGUUGCCCUUCGUACUCGCUGACUACACCUCACGGAUACUUGACUUGAAUGAACCCAAAUCCUUUAGGGAUUUAAGCAAGCCGAUGGCCAUACAGAACAAGAAUAGAGAGCAGCAUUAUAUCAAUACUUAUAAUGACCUGAAGGCGGCGCGGCGCGAAGGCUGCAGCCCGCUGCUGUCGCGGCAGCCGCACCACUACGCGUCGCUGUACUCCAACUCGGGCGGGGUGCUCCACUACCUCGUGCGCCUGCCGCCCUUCACGCAGCUCUUCCUCAACUACCAAGACAACAACUUUGACAUGCCGGACCGCACGUUCCACUCGCUGGCGACCACGUGGCGGCUCAUCACCAACGACUCGCCCACCGAUGUCAAGGAGCUCAUCCCCGAGCUCUUCUAUCUGCCGGAGCUCUUCCACAACAACGAAGGUUUGGACCUGGGCGUCCGGCAGUGCGGCGCGGGCGUGGACGCGGUGGAGCUGCCCCCGUGGGCGGCGGACGCUCGCCUGUUCACCCUGGUGCACAGGCAGGCGCUGGAGGCGGCGCACGUCACCGAGCGGCUGCCGCUGUGGAUCGACCUCGUGUUCGGGUACAAGCAGGUCGGCCAGCCCGCCAUUGACGCCAUCAACGUGUUCCCUGCUUGUACAUAUUACGGGUUCGACCCGUCGGCGCUGGAGGACGAAGUGGACCGCACGGCGGCGGCCGCCAUGGUGCGCACGUACGGGCAGGCGCCGCGCCAGCUGCUGCGGCACCCGCACCCGCAGCGCGCGCCCGACCUGCUGCCGCAGCCCGCACACCAGCCCGCGGCGGUGUGGGCGGGCGUGGCGGGCGGGCGCUGGGGCCGCUACUGCGGCGCGCCGGGCCUGCCGCCGCCGGCGCUGGUGGCGCGGCGCGCGCUGCCGGCCGCCGCCGCGCUGCACGCGCUGCCGCACGCGCGCGCCGUGGCCGCCGCCGCGCACGCCACCGCGCUGCACGCGCUCGCCGGUGAGGCGCACGCGGUGACCCCGGGCGGCGCGUUUGCCGGUGCGCUGGCGCUGAUAUCGUGGGGACAUUCCGACAACAUGGUGCGGGUCAAGCGCCGCCGGGACGCCCGGCCAGACCUGCUGCUGCAUGUGCCCGCCUUAGAUCAGAUAACAGUGGUGCGCACGUCGUGCGUGAGGUCGGGCUGCGGCAGCCCCGUGCUGAUGGGGCACACGUCUGGCCGCGUGGUGGCGCUGUGGCUGCGGCCGGGGGUGGGGCCGGGGGCGGGGGCCGGGCCGGGGGCGGGGGCGCCGCGCACGCUGCACGCGCACGCCGCGCCCGUGGCCGACAUACACGUGUGCGGCCGGGCGGGGCUGCUGGCCACCGCCAGCGUCGACGGCAAGAUCGUGCUGUGGGACCUCAAUGACUUGUCAUACAUCCGCACGCUGCCCAACCGCGACAUGCUAGCAGUAUCUCUGGUCACAAUCAGCGAGACCCUCUGCGACGUAGCGAGCGUGCACUCCCCUGCCGGCCCCCGUAGCGAGCAGGGCGUGAACGACAGUAUGGAAGACAGCGACAGUUAUGAGAAGGACGCCACAUACAAGUACCAGUCGCUGGUGCGCGUGCAUACUGUCAAUGCGAGCUUCGUUGGCAGUGUGAAGGUAUCGGACCGUGUCACGAGCAUCUGCUACUCGGCAGCUGCGGAGGGUGUGAGCGUGAACUGUAUCGCUUGCGGGGUAGAUAGCGGAGCAGUGAGGCUGUACUCCUCGUGGGACCUGCGGCAGGUGGCCUACAUCCCGCCCGCUGAGCACGCCACGCCACUAAUCAGUCUGACAUACAGCAGCGACUCGUCGUUGCUGUUCGGCUGCUACGCGGGCGGCACGGUGGUGGCGUGGGAGAGCGGCGCGGGCGGCCCGGCCGUGCGCCUGCUGCCCGCGCAUGCGCUCUUCUGACGCCGCCGCCCGCGCUGCUGCCUCGCGCCCGGCUGACUGCGCAUGCUUAUGGUACCUGGCUCAAAUGUGCCCAUUCUGGUUAACAUAAACUUCGUUUUAUUAGUUUUAUCUUAUAGGCACUGUUAUUAUAACUGAACGAACCAGACGACUACAUGACGACAAUGUGAAAGUUUCUAAUUCAUUGUGAAAACAAACUUACCAUGACAACUCACGUAUUAUGUACUCUAAGAACAAUAAUCCAUAUAGAUCGAUCGAUAAUAUUGCGAGGUGUGAUCUCAAAUAUUUUCCCAAUGGGCAGCUUUGUAGUUGUAAUAUGAUCAUACGGUUGCUAAGGCUGCGUGUUGAAGACUACUGUAGAUGGUAUCAUGAUAUUUUCGAAAACAUAUCUAUUACAGCCUUAUAUAAAUAGCACUAAAAAGCAAUGAAAUAUAUACUAGAACUUAAGAGCCGACGACGCCAAAAAAAUAUAUUGUAAUUUAUAUAAAAUGUCCCAAAAUUCGUAGAUUACUAUUGAUGUUGUCUUCCGAUAACUCUCAUGAUGAUAUUUUGUGUGAUUGAGUGCAAUAAUAUUGGCCUAUGCAGUUUUUUUAUUUCCUAGUUUGUACAUAUUUAUAUUGUAAAUAAAUAUAAUCCAGAGUAUUUAUAUCACCCGAACAGGAUCUAUUUUAAAUGUUAUCAUAUUUUUACAAUUUAAAUUAUAUAUUAUUUACAUUGUAAUUAUUUUUAUACAUAAGAGUAACUUGCUAAUAGUGUGUGUUUUAAACAUUCCUAUCGUUGCUUGAUUUAGUAAAUGAAUCGUGUUAAUAAUAAAAUAAAUCAUUUUACCAAAG